This is a messenger RNA of Soboliphyme baturini, 951 nucleotides long. The record is from the annotation of a GenBank genome assembly. Lineage: Eukaryota; Metazoa; Nematoda; Enoplea; Dioctophymatida; Soboliphymatidae.
AUGAUAUUGCCUCUACCCGACACGGGCAAGACCAGAUAUUCAGAGAAGUUCAUAGAGGAUUUGGAGGACAGUUACAACGUCACCCUGAAGCUAUCAAGAGAAGAAAAGCCCAAGUUUCACAGUCAGUCGUCCGGACCGACUACCAGUGACGAUGGCAGAACGGAUAGCUCGAGUUUGGAAUCGUCUUCGUUGAACAUCGUGUUCGAUGACCAGAACUUGCCGAGCACAUCCGCAAAGCCUUGGAAACAGCCGUCGAUGCUCGACGGCCGAAUAGUACUCAGGAUGCCCUCAGAACAAUAUCUCGACGUUCCUCGAGUGUCGCGGUUAUCUGUAUCGUUACUGGACACCCUGAACGGAUGUUCGUUGGACAACUUCCUGGCCUUCAUGCAUGAUAUGGCUGCUGACCAUUUGGUCACCUUCUGGAUCGAAGCCGAGAACUUUCACGUCAGUAGCGACCAUGAAUCGGUCGUCGGCAUGAACUCGGUACUCAACUCCGGUACCGAUCCACAAGGCAACGAAGCUGUUUCGAUAUUUACAAAGUACUUCAGCCCAGAUUCGCCUUAUUAUAUCAAUCCUACGAACAGAGUACGGGAAGACGUAAUAAACGCGAUAUGCCUGAAAGACGGUAGUUUGGACAAGAAGUGUUUUCGCGCCGCCAAGCGGUUCGUAUACGAUCUGAUGGAGAAGCGUUACUUUCCGCUAUACGAAAGAAGCAAGCAUUACGCCAGGUAUGCGUUGGCCAUCCUCAGAGAUUCCUGCGUCACUUUGAGUGACAUUCUGUACAACGAACAAGCUCUGUUCUACUUCACCGAGUUUAUUGAACGGUGCGGUUGUCUUGCCCUACUAGAGUUUUGGCUGACUAUUCUUAACUUUGAGCACGAAGCUUUGAAUGACCCCGCCCUUGAAAAAGAACAGAUGCAGUCGGACGCCAUGAUCAUCUACCGGAAGUAA